This is a messenger RNA of Bursaphelenchus okinawaensis, 521 nucleotides long. NCBI's taxonomy places the organism in Eukaryota, Metazoa, Nematoda, Chromadorea, Rhabditida, Aphelenchoididae. The record is from the annotation of a GenBank genome assembly.
AUGCGUGUUUCCCUUAUAUUCCUGUUAGCUGUCGCUGUACUGGUUAUCGCGGCCAAAAAGCCAAAGACCCUGAAAGAGUAAGAUACCUAUUUAAUAUUCAAAUUUAAUUAGACGUGCCAAGAGAGAGGUGGGCAAAGCGGCCAAAUAUGUGGAAGACAAGUCUAGAGGAGUGCAAGAACAUUUCAGGCCAGACGAACCCACUGACGAGUUCGUUCCUCAUGAAGAACUUGUCCACCAAGAAGACCAGUAUGGGGAACCUAAAAAGAUUGUAAAACCCAAGAGUUUGAAGGUGUUGAGUGCUUAUGAACAAUGCAAGUUGGAGUGUAAAAAGCAAAGAGAUCAAGAAAAUGCUCAAGAGGUAACUUAAUGUCCAUGAAUAACUUUUUAAAUAUGUAAUGAUAAAGAGUAAUGACAAAUUCUAAAAAAAGUUAAUUUAGUAUGUUGAAAGACUCCGCGAUGAAUUAAGACAAGCCGAAGAACUGAUUGCCAACCAAAAGACCCACGAAUCAGAAUCCCUUUAA